Molecule: messenger RNA, 3797 nt
Organism: Hemiscyllium ocellatum (epaulette shark)
Lineage: Eukaryota; Metazoa; Chordata; Chondrichthyes; Orectolobiformes; Hemiscylliidae
Product: UDP-glucuronosyltransferase 2C1-like
Exons: 2
Coding region: 64-1167 (367 amino acids)
Molecular function (GO): UDP-glycosyltransferase activity
Source: RefSeq, a predicted model, not a curated record
GAUCUGGAUGUCACUUGCAGUUAACAUGGAUUGUCUUGCGUGGAAGAAUAGAUUCCAGGUCCAAUGCUUGCGCAUUAUUUAAAACUCCCUUUGGUAUAUAAUGUUCGAUGGAUCACCAGUGGAGAAGCUCAUUUCAUCUCUGCCCCAUCACCAGCUUCCUAUGUUCCAAUUCCGGGCUCUCAAUUGACAGACAAAAUGAGUUUUCUCCAAAGAACACAAAAUGUUAUCCUAAAUCUUGUUCAACUAGCAAUUGUAAAUUUUCUAACAUAUCCAAUGUACAAUGAUUUCUGCCAUCGCUAUCUGGGCCCAGACACAGACGUUGAGACUAUUCUUCUCAGUGCAGAUGUGUGGCUGAUGAGAGUAGAUUUUAUAUUUGAUUUCCCGAGACCCACCAUGCCAAAUAUUAUUUAUGUUGGAGGAUUCCAGUGUAAACCAUCCAAACCUCUAGAGGCAGAGUUUGAGGAGUUUGUCCAGUCCUCAGGGGAACAUGGGAUUAUUGUCAUGUCAAUGGGGACCAUUGUCAACUCUUUGCCAAUGCAUAUUACAAUGCAAAUAGCAGAGGCUCUUGCUCAAGUGCCUCAGAAGGUUAUCUGGAGACACAAUGGAGAGACCCCUCCCAACAUUGGAAAUAAUACCUUACUGGCAAAAUGGAUCCCUCAGAAUGAUCUACUGGGACACCCAAAGACACGAGCCUUCAUUGCUCAUGGUGGCACCAAUGGAGUUUAUGAAGCCAUUUAUCAUGGAGUGCCAGUAGUUGGCAUACCUCUAUUUUAUGACCAGUUUGAUAAUUUACUCAGACUUGAAGUCAGAGGUGCAGCAAAAGUGAUUAAUGUCGCAAACAUGCAGUCAACAGAUCUAUUGCAGGCACUUAAUGAGGUUAUAUAUAACACCUCUUAUCGGGAGAACAUGCAGAAACUCUCUGCUCUCCACAGAGACCAACCCGAGUCUCCAAUGGAGAGAGCUAUUUUCUGGGUUGAAUAUGUUGCCCGACACAAAGGGGCAGCACAUUUACGCUCAGAGUCUUACCGACUCCCCUGGUAUGCUUACUAUUGUGUAGAUGUGAUGAUCUUCCUGUUAUCACUGUUCCUCAUGGUUAUAAUGCUGACAGUCCUACUAUUGAAGAAACUUUGUAAUGUCACUCGGAAGAAAAAGGAAAAAACUCAGUAAGAUUCAUUGUUUCAAAUUGGGAGCGGGUGAUUGAGUUGUUCCAAUUAAAUCGAAAAUUUUAAUCAAUUAACUGAUGCCUGCCCUUUACAGGUAUACUGAGGCUUUCCAGGUCUAUUUGUAACACGUAAGAAUGCAGGCUUGACUGUUAAUAGUAGUUCUUGCUUAUAGAUACUCAGUGAAAUGCUGCACUUUUAUUAGAUUGGAAAUCUGAUUUUAUGAUCAUGCAAAACUAAUCAUAUUUGUUUACAAGCAGGAGAACCAUCAUUUAAAUAUAUAGCAGAAUCAGGGAACCACUUUGACCCCAGUUCAUUCUUUCUCUCUAAUACCCAACAUUUUCCAUCACAGCUCCCCUUGUGCACUAGCACAUAUAUUUCUGCUGGUUCACAUGAGGGCAGUGAAGGUCUUUGUUUCAUUUGGCUUUACAGGUCAGAGCAUUAAGUAUAAGAGUUGCGAGGUCAUGUUGCCGCUAGACAGGACGUUGGUUAGGCCACUUUUGGAAUACCUCUUUCUGGUUAUUGGAAAGAUGUUGUUAAAGUUGAAAGGAUUCAGAAAAUAUUCCCAAGAACGUUGCUCGGGUUGAUGGGUUUAGGCUGUAGGGAGAGGCUGAAUAGGUAGAGAUAUUUUCUCGGGAGCAUUGGAGGCUGAGGGGAGAUUUUAGAGAGGUUUAUAAAAUCAUGAGGGCAGGAUAGGGUAAAUAGACAAGGUCUUUGCCACAGAGUAGGGGAGUCCAAAACUAGAGACCAUAGGUUUAAAGUGAGAGGGGAAAGAUUUAAAAGGAACAUGAGGUGCAACUUUUUCACACAGAGGGUGGUGCGUGUAUGGAAUUAGCUGCCAGAUGCUGGUACAAUGACAACAUUUAAAAGGCAUCUAAAUGGGUACAUGUAUAGGAAGGGUUUAGAUUAGAUUAGAUUACUUACAGUGUGGAAACAGGCCCUUUGGCCCAACAAGUCCACACCGACCCACCGAAGCGCAACCCACCCAUACCCCUACAUUUACCCCUUACCUAACACUACGGGCAAUUUAGCAUGGCCAAUUCACCUGACCCGCACAUCUUUGGACCGUGGGAGGAAACCGGAGCACCCAGAGGAAACACACGCAGACACAGGGAGAACAUGCAAACUCCCCACAGUCAGUCACCUGAGGCGGGAAUUGAACCCGGAUCUCUGGCGCUGUGAGGCAGCAAUGCUAACCACUGUGCCACCGUGCCACCCACUAAUAGAUAUGAGGCAAAUGGAACUAAAUUCAUUUAGAUUAUGUUGAAAAAUUGAACAGAGGCCACACAAACCAGAUUGGGUGAAAUUGACAAGCUGUUUAUUAUAAGCGAUAUCACUGGAAGAGAAGUUGACCCAGCUGACACAGAACUGACAGUCUGUCCAGGUAGAUCAAAGGCUCUCUUCCCUAAGUUGAGAAUCAAGACAGUUUUUAUAGGAAUACAGUACAAUGAUGCUAAUUAAAAAUAGCGAAAAUACAAUGGUGUUGAUUGUCAAGUAAUCAAGUUACGAUGGUGAUAAUUGCAAAGCAGUUAUCAGAAGAAAUGUCCUGAAUGUCGAUACAAUAAAGCGUUUGGUAGCAUCAAUCAGUUCGUAACUGGAUCAGGAGAUUCCAGCUCUCUUCGAGGGUAGGUGAGAGUGUCUCUUUGCUUGGCAGAUAGAUGUUUCCUUGUUGCUCUCCUGUGAGCGAGGUAUUCUGGUGCCUCUCCGUCUGACCUGAGCUUUGUGUGGCUUUGGUAUCACUGGGGUACGAGAUUGCCCUUAAGGCUUUGGGACAGCUGUGUUGAUCAGAUCCAGGUCCAGGUCCAUCAGUUAAGUGUACCCGAGUUCUAGUCUGUCCUACAAGAGUAGAUAUCCUCCUGGAAUCCACUAUUUCAUGUCACCUCAAGAUCACAUGGUUCAAUAACAUCAACUCUCAUUCUCAACUCCAAUGGGUAUAGGCCCAACCCGUUCAACCCUUUUUGAUAAUACAAGCCCUUCAUUUGUAUUCAAUUAGUUUGUUAAUCUCCUCUUAUUUUCUCAAGUGAACAUUCACAUGCACGGGCCACACAACUUUAAGCACUGCCCUGAGUUCAACCAUUUGGAAGUGCUCCAGAAUGCCAGAAACGCAGCAACAAACAGGACUGAUGUCCUGGCUGAGCCUAUCCCGAGCUGGGAGACCUCAGCUGAGAUGCAGACAUUAGCACAACUCUAACGAUUGGCUGCACGAAGUUCCGGCUCCCCCUUCAAACUAUAGACAGCACCAUUAUCCCACCGCCGCUGUUUGGUAUCAUGUAGUGUAUGUUUACAGCACAUAAUUACACUGCCUGGACUUUACCCAGAACUGAAAACGUUUCAAGCAGUUAAAACUUCCAGUUUUGGAGAUCAAUGCCACAAGCACGUUUGAAAUAGUCCUGCAACAAACACCUACAGAUGAAGGGUUGAUCUGAAUACAUCAGUGCUCCUAACUUCCUCCAAAUUCCACAGAUAAUUACCUGACAAGAAGGUUUAUGAUACCAUCAAGGAAAGAUAUACUGGUAUACAGUAAUAUGUGAAUGCACAUUAGUACUGUGUCCUUUCGCAAAGAUGUACGAAUAUGCACAGGUAAUGCACUGAUUUAUAAUAUUCCAUUCUAGUGAGAAUACACACUCAACUUAGAGA